CAUUGCUUACAAGUUACAUUAUAUGACUGUGUACUGUGUAGUUAGUGUUCUAAGUAAUUAAAAAAAUUAGCUAAGGUUUAUUUAUUGGGUUAGAUACCUACGCUUAUCUUUAAAAUCUACAACAAUUCUUUAUACAUGCCUAAUCUGAUUACGUGGACUCUGGGCGGUCAAGUUUAUUUGAUACGUUAAAUCACACGUAAAAUGUUGUCGCGAUACGUUGUGUCUCAAGUGAAACAUAAUUCCUACUUCCUAGUGGGUUUGGGAAUAGGGCUAUGGCUUGCCUUAGUGACGGUACCGCUGGAGGAGGAGGUCGCUGCUUGCGAUACGAUGACGGUUGCAGCACCCGAUGAGUAUGAACCUCAACGUGAAGAACGACCUUUGGGAUCGAGGAGCCAACCUGGACGUAGUGUUCAAAGACCACGGUAUUACAGCACUGAGCUUGGCAUGCGGAGUGGACUGCUUACAGGUGUCUUAAGCUCAGAGGAAGUGCUAGAAACACGAGCAGCAGCACUUAAUCGCACCGCAGCACGUUUACAACCCGCCUUACGAUUCUUUAUAACCGCCAGUGCAUUGCAGGAAGCCCCUGGUCGUGCCAAUGUAGUUGGCUUCACAGACACGAGAGAAAUGCUCAAACCAUUCCAUGCCCUCAAGUACCUUGCAGAUAAUUACUUAGAGGAAUAUGAUUUCUUCUUUCUGGUGUCGGACAUGUCAUUUGUGAAUUCACGGCGUUUAACAGAACUGGUAUCCAAACUGAGUGUUAGUCAAGACAUCUACAUGGGCACUGUAGCAAAUGAUGAUACACAGUAUUGUACUUUAGAGGGUGGUAUAUUGUUGUCGAACUCGGUUCUCCGUGCGGUGCAUGGAGAACUGGACUGGUGUGUGAGAAACUCAUAUUCUCCACACCAUCAUGAGAAUCUUGGUCGCUGUGUCUUACACGCUGCGCAUCUAUCCUGCGUCAGUGAAGUACAAGGAGAGAGUUAUGUGUCAGUGUAUGUGAACACAGCCGGCAACGGCGUGGGCGGUGUCCUGACUCCUGAAUUGGCCGAUGCUGUGGUGGUACAACCAGCUAUAGAGCCCAGUCACUUCCAUCAACUACUUGCUUAUAUCUCAAGGGUAUACCUAGAGCGCGCUCAAAUGAGCAUAGCACGCGAGCGAGGACAGGCGGCGCUUAGCGCGCGGCGCCAUCCGCGCGGGUACCGGAACGCGUCGUGGCCCGCCGCGCUCAGAAAUGAUGUUGGCUUAGCUACGCCCAGACCACCUUCGAGGUUUGACCAUUUACGCUGGACGCGUUUCAACGCGACGCACGCGUUCAUGCCGGACGACCAUCGCGUCGUAGCUCCACUCACCAGCGCGUACAAAGAAGCAGUUCAUUUAAUAUUGGAAGAGGUUCGCGCAUGGGCAGCAAAUAGAUGGAGCACAGUCGCAGACGCGGAAGAAACAGGAGUUGUUACUAAAAUAUCACCCAAGGAUAUUACGCUGGAAGAGGGCGCGUGGUGCUGGGAGCCUCCGGUGGCCUUGCGGUACCGGCUGUUGUUGAGGUUACCUGCGCGAAAGGCUGAUGGUACAACAAAUCCUCGAGGAGCAUUGGUCCAAGUGGAAGCCGCGCGAGCAUUAGGCGCGACCAGGCUUGCGCCCGCGCGUUACGUCACUGAGAGCGCGCGCGUCACGCUCCUACUGCCCCUGCCAGUAGAGCACGCGGCCACGGCGAGCGAGUUCCUGCACAGAUACCACACAGUCUGUCUGCAGAAGGAUACCAACACCGCGCUCAUCGUUGUAAUAGUCCCCAGAAUCGAGUUGCCGAAGAAUGCGGACAAUUCGACAUUGCAAGCAAUACGUAAAACGGAUAACUCAACACUGCAAGUCAUGCGCAAUACGGUGAAGAAUUUUACGGAGAAAUACCGUAACUCGCAGAUAGACAUACUAGAGGCUCCGGAUUUGCCUGUGCCUUGGGGAGAAGGACGUGUUUGGAGUGAGACGGAGAUACAGAAGCAUGCGGCUCGAAUAGCCUUGAAUACCGCAGUGCCGAAGUUACAGCGUGACGCGUUGUUACUCCUGUCUAUCCCUUAUAUGGAGUUUACUGAGGACUUUCUAAAUAGGGUCCGAAUGAACACGAUUCGCGGCGAGCAGUGGUUCCUGCCGCUGCCGUUCGCGCGGUUCGCUCAGUUCGCGAACCCGCUGUUCGUGGACGCGGCCGGCGUCAAGCCUACGCAGAACACGGGCCGCUUCCCGACCGCCGCCGCGCCGCUGAUCAUAUCUUUCUACAGGCAGGAUUAUAUUGCAGGCUUAGAGUCGUGGCGUACAAAUGGCGGGCCCAAAGACGUGGCAGCGGCAGAUAUUUUGGCCGCGUCCCCGUUGCGUUGUAUCCGCGCGCCUGAACCUGCUCUACUGUUGCCUCCCCGGGCUGAGCCUUGCACCCCCUGCAACCCUGUAGCACCCCCUCACAACGCAACCACGGACCCUGCAAGCGAAGCCCGUGUAGCGUGCUUGUUCAGAGAGCGUGAUCGCGGCUUCCCAGACCUUCAGCUAGGUGCCAGGCACGCUUUAGCUAAACUUCUACUCCAAACGCAAGCAGACCUCGACUGAAACUCGCGGGGGUAGAAGAAAGCCUAUGAAUUAUACCCAACACGUUUACGAAUAAUAUAUUGUCGU
Maniola jurtina (meadow brown) is the source of this 2649-nucleotide messenger RNA. RefSeq names its product chondroitin sulfate synthase 2 (gene Chpf). The record is from RefSeq and is a predicted model, not a curated record. Gene Ontology annotation, cellular component: Golgi cisterna membrane. Lineage: Eukaryota; Metazoa; Arthropoda; Insecta; Lepidoptera; Nymphalidae. The coding region runs from base 202 to 2583 and encodes 793 amino acids. The transcript has 11 exons. Gene Ontology annotation, molecular function: glucuronosyl-N-acetylgalactosaminyl-proteoglycan 4-beta-N-acetylgalactosaminyltransferase activity.